Emiliania huxleyi CCMP1516 is the source of this 648-nucleotide messenger RNA. RefSeq lists its product as hypothetical. Lineage: Eukaryota; Haptophyta; Isochrysidales; Noelaerhabdaceae. Bases 1 to 648 code for a protein of 215 amino acids. The record is from RefSeq and is a predicted model, not a curated record. The transcript is spliced from 2 exons.
AUGCCGCGCACCCCCGCUCGCGCCUACCGCUCCCUCGCGCUCAUCGCUCUGGCCGCAGCGGCCAGCGCGCUGUCGCUGGCCCGAGAAUCAGCGCCGAAUCUUCGGCGGUCGACAAGACUGUGCAUCUAUACCGUGCCGGCGCUGCUCGUCUCCAACUCGUCCAUGAACGCGCUGCGUCCGCCUCUGCCCGGGCAGCCUGUGUGGCGCUCAACCGCGACCGGCUUCACCUCCAACCCUGGCGUCGCCUCGGCUUGGCAGCACCGAGCCUCCCUGCACUGCGCCGCGCCUGCCAGCUCCCUCGGACCAGUUGCGGGCGUGGGAUCUGGCGAGGCGGCGGACGGCACCGAGGCCGCGGACGGCGCUGAGGCAGCCGGCGCGCUGUCGUGCCCGUCUCGCGCUGUCGUGCCGGACUCGCUCUCCUCCGUGCACGCGCUGCGACCGCCGCUGCCCGGGCAGCCGACUUGGUGCUUGGCUGCCGCGUGUGUUGGCUUCCCCGCCAACUCCGCUGUCGCCUCCCUGUACUGCGCGUCGGAUGCCGGCUCCCUCGGACCGGAGGCGGGCGUGGGACCUGCCAUGGCGGCGGACGGAGCCGAGACCGCGGACGGCUCGAGGACUCCGAGGCUCGUGGGCCCACUUGCCCUGUCGUGA